AUGGCUAGUCGGGGAGGACUGCCGCAGCGAAAGCCAGAUUUGGAAUUCUAUCUGCAUCGUGUCUUCCGCAAGAAAUCGUUCCGUCCACUGCAACGAGAAGUCAUCACAGCAGUCGUCGAAGGCCACGAUGUGUUUCUCCAAGCAUCAACAUCGUUUGGCAAAAGUCUAUGUUUCCAACUCCCUGCUGUAAUUAGCAAUGGGCUCACCAUUGUCAUUUGUCCACUUCUUGCAUUGAUGACGGAUCAAGUCAACGCUCUGCAGGCUAUCGGCGUUCCAGUCCAAACUAUCAACUCCAGCACACCUCUAGCCGAGAGACGCUUGAUCAUGACUGACAUGCUUUCCGGGCACCCUCGUACACGCCUGCUCUAUGUAACCCCAGAGUUAUGCCAAACGGACAGCUUCCGUCGCAACCUUUCCAUUGUCCACCGGCAGGGCCAACUGACCCGCAUUGCCAUCGAUGAAGCCCAUUGUAUCAGCGAAUGGGGCCAUGACUUCCGUCCAGCCUAUCAGGAAUUGAGCUGGUUCAGAAAGAAUUUGGACGACCCGCCUGUUGCUAUCACGGCCCUCACAGCUACAGCUACCCCCCGAGUCCGAUCGGAUAUCAUUACUAUCCUGGGCCUGAACUUCGCCAAGCUCAAGCUCUUCAAUACCCCCUCUGCACGUCCCAACAUCCACUACGAAGUACGGUACCUUCCAAACUACGACGAAGAUGACGAUAUCUCUCCGGAAGAUGUUCGAGUGCAAGAUCUAUUGGCUUGGUUGAAGGCCAUCAAAAGCCGUCAAGAAGCACGAAUCGGCGCACACGCAGCAGCACAACGUCCACCCAUGUCCGGAAUCAUCUACGUCGGGCUUCGUGCAACAUCAGAAGAUCUUGCCAGCAGAUUGGAUUCUGACGAGACAAUAUCGGCAGUGGCAUACCACGCCGGUCUCAACCCGCAAGAUCGAACUCGUAUUCAAGCAAUGUGGACUUCAGCGCAGCCAUAUCAACAAGGCAGCAAUGGGAAGCCGCCGCCCACCUUCUCAAUCAUUGUGGCGACCAAUGCUUUUGGUAUGGGUAUCGACAAUUCUCAAGUCCGUUUCGUAGUCCACUGGACACCACCUCGCAGUUUCGAAGGAUUUGUGCAAGAAUCAGGCCGAGCGGGUCGUGACGGCAAGGCAGCGGCUUCUCUCGUCUACUACAACACGCAAGAGCGAGACCGAAUCGCCGAUCGUCUGGGCCGUGACGCAGAAAAUGUGCGCAACCGUGGUGGGCCUAAGGCUUUCGUUGCCGGGCUGCUUAAGAACCAGAUGGCACGACGUGAGAGCUACCAAAAGGUCGUCCGCUACUGCGAGACGGUCACCAAGUGUCGGCAUGCGCUGAUCAAAGAUCUCUUUGGCGACUACGAGUUGGAAGAGAUGGGCUCUCAGCAGCCGCAGUCUGCAUAUGGUGUUGUCAAGCCCGACCCGCUCAACCCAUCUGCAUCUCCGUGUGAUUAUGCUUGCGAUUUUUGUAAAGAGGGACCCUCUGGCUUGGCAAAGCGCAGGGGUAGAAUGGACGCUGCUGAUGCUCUUUAUGGCUUUAUGAUGGAACAAAUGAACUAUGAAUAUUCUUGA
Messenger RNA from Penicillium subrubescens, 1593 nucleotides. Its product is annotated as putative RecQ family helicase RecQ. Lineage: Eukaryota; Fungi; Ascomycota; Eurotiomycetes; Eurotiales; Aspergillaceae. The record is from RefSeq and is a predicted model, not a curated record. Gene Ontology annotation, biological process: double-strand break repair via homologous recombination. Gene Ontology annotation, molecular function: 3'-5' DNA helicase activity; ATP binding; four-way junction helicase activity. Bases 1 to 1593 code for a protein of 530 amino acids. The transcript has 4 exons. Gene Ontology annotation, cellular component: chromosome; cytoplasm.